Pomacea canaliculata is the source of this 1101-nucleotide messenger RNA. RefSeq names its product LIM/homeobox protein Awh-like. Bases 1 to 1101 code for a protein of 366 amino acids. Gene Ontology annotation, molecular function: DNA-binding transcription factor activity, RNA polymerase II-specific; RNA polymerase II transcription regulatory region sequence-specific DNA binding. The transcript is spliced from 7 exons. Gene Ontology annotation, biological process: regulation of transcription by RNA polymerase II; neuron differentiation. NCBI's taxonomy places the organism in Eukaryota, Metazoa, Mollusca, Gastropoda, Architaenioglossa, Ampullariidae. Gene Ontology annotation, cellular component: nucleus. The record is from RefSeq and is a predicted model, not a curated record.
AUGGAUGUGCACGUGCUAAAUCUCUUACAAAAUAAGCGAAAUCUGGACAUGCACGGUCAGCACUACUUAAUCUUCCUAAGCAAUCUUAGUAUGAAUAAAUGUGAUGUUUGUCAUCUUUUGAUCCGAGACCGGUUCCUGCUGCGGAUGAAUGAUGGGACUUUUUACCAUGAGAGUUGUCUACGAUGUUCAGAGUGUGGGGAGGAACUCUCCGGACAAAACAACUGCUACAAAAGAGAUGGGGCUAUCUUCUGCAAAACAGAUUACCAAAUCAUAAACCUCACAAAAAGUAUGAAUGAUAGUGACCAGCAUCGCAGCCUCAAAGCUAUACUAACGUGUCUGCUAAGCGCAAUAGACCUGUUAUUCAGUGGGGAGAUGCACUCUAGGGUGAGGAUGAUUAUUACUAUUACUGUUGUGUGCUUUCUAACAUUCAAAGACGUUCACCCUUGUCUCGACAGAAAGUUUUCCAAGCGCUGCGCGCGGUGUGACCGGAUCAUCUGUCCCAAGAUGGACUGGAUCCGCAAGGCUACUACCAUGUAUUAUCACCUGGCCUGCUUUCUUUGUGCGGUGUGCGGACGGCAGCUUUCAACAGGGGAGUGCUUCAAACUCAUAGACGGCAGCAUCCUCUGCGAGAAACACUGCGUGGACCCAGACCUCCAGAAAGAGGAAAUCAACCAAAAGGCAAAGACUAAGAGAGUGAGGACGACCUUCACCGAGGAGCAGAUCCGGAUUCUUAUGGACCACUUUGUUCAUGACUGCAAUCCAGAUGGAGCAGACCUUGAGAUGAUUGCCAAGCGCACGGGACUCACCAAACGUGUGACUCAAGUUUGGUUCCAGAACUCCAGAGCCCGCCAAAAGAAGCAUCAGCAACAGCAUCCCGGUGAUAAAAAGAACAACAAUACAACGACUGCGAACAACAACAACAGUUUUAACCCUUCUGGCCUUUUAUCUGGCAUUCCCAGCGUAGGAAGCGACCACAGCAGUGAACUGCCCGCGGAAAUGCACAGUUUCUCCACAAGCAGCGAACAUAGUGAGGACUGGUCACCUGUGGAAGACGAUGACCGACUCUCAGGUUUGACAUCGUACAUCGUGGAAUGCCAGUAG